Molecule: messenger RNA, 936 nt
Organism: Fusarium poae
Lineage: Eukaryota; Fungi; Ascomycota; Sordariomycetes; Hypocreales; Nectriaceae
Exons: 4
Coding region: 1-936 (311 amino acids)
Source: RefSeq, a predicted model, not a curated record
AUGUCUUCCCCCAAAGAUUCUCAAGAAUGGACACAAGUUUCUCGCAAAUCUCGCAAGAACAAGAACAGGUCCACCAAUUCCAAUCAAGUAUCUUCGUCAUCCAGCCCACAUGUCGCUGCCCGUGUGAAUGUUCCCAAUACGGAAAACAUUCGCACCCCGGCUGAGCUUGAAACAUCUUACAGACGAUACCGCGAGCGUUGGGAGUCUGAGCCAUCAUGUGCAAAAGUCCGCGAGCUCAUCGCUAGCAAAGCUUCACAUCUCAACAAGGUCAGUCGUGCUGUCAACUUUGGUGUUGGUACGUUUGAUCCAAAGGGGGCAUAUGAUCCCAAGGCGUCGUUUGUGCAACUCGCAGCAUUUGAUGUCAUUGUACAAGAACUAGAGAAAAUCACAGGCGAAAAGAUGGAGACUUAUAUUCAGGAUCCAAUGUUCAGUGCCUCCGACAAGACCUUCCUCGGCAACCUUGGUCAUACUGUUGUUGAAGAACCAGCUGGAAACGACCUCGUCACGCCAACCACGUUCUUCUUUGGUGUUCAUCUCUACAGAGGCGUUUACAAAGAAGCGUUCGAGAAGCACCUCCCUGCGCUCUUCAUCGGAACAGGCUGGGAUGCUUGGGACAAUAUGCCGAGUCUGGAUGGUCUCGAAGAAAUACACGAAAUACACAAGACAUAUGAGCAUUGCGAGUUUCCGGAAGACAAGUAUGACACAGCGUUUUUUACUACGAGUAUUUACUGGAAGGUCGAAGGUGAGAAGGAGGAUGAGAAGGAUGAGUCGGUCGAGGACAAGGACAAGGGCAAAGUAAAGGAGAAGGAAAAGGAUGAGGAUGAGGAUGAGGAUGAAUUAUCCAAGAAACCCGAGUCGACUACUAUCUCUGUACCAGAGAAGUUGAUCGCCAAGAGCGUAAGAGACGAAAUUAGUAGGCCAGCUUAUGCUACUUAG